CAUAAGACCGCGAUACGGCAUGUUAAAAUUGCGGGGCUUCUCACGGGUCUUUUCUUCUUCUCACACUUCAGCUUCUCGUACCCCUCUCGUCAUUUCAUUCCAGUGUUCAAAACGAUUGCAGAGCACGCGUGCCACCAUGUCUGAUCUUUCCGUCGAGCUUACCGCGCCAAAUGGCGUCAAGUAUACCCAGCCAACUGGCUUGUGGAUCAACAAUGAAUGGGUGAAGUCCAAGUCUGGCGAGAAGAUCACCAGCAUCAACCCAACAGACGAGAAAGAGAUUGUAUCUGUCUACGCUGCCGGCCCUGAAGAUGUCGACCUCGCUGUUGCGGCAGCUCGCAAGGCUUUCAAAGAUCCAGCAUGGCGCGAUAUGGCUACCACAGGACGCGGUGAACUCAUGUACAGGUUUGCAACCCUGAUUGAGCAACACAAGGAGACUUUAGCAACCAUCGAGACCUGGGACAAUGGCAAACCGUACAGCGUCGCCUUGAAUGAAGACCUGGCGGAGGUGGUAUCGACGCUCAAGUACUACGCCGGCUUUGCAGACAAGGUCCACGGACAAGUCAUUGACACGACACCGGCGAAACUGGCCUACACGAUUCGAGAGCCACUUGGUGUCUGCGGACAGAUCAUUCCAUGGAACUAUCCUCUCUUAAUGGCAGCCUGGAAACUGGGCCCGGCUCUUUGCACUGGUAACACGAUAGUGUUGAAGGCGGCCGAGCAGACACCACUAUCUAUCCUCUAUCUCGCCAAUCUGAUCAAAGAAGUCGGAUUCCCCCCUGGAGUGAUCAACAUCCUCAAUGGCGAGGGCCGCAAGGCAGGAGCAGCUUUAGCUUCGCACCUUGGUGUUGACAAGAUUGCUUUCACCGGGUCUACGACAACUGGACGCGAAAUCAUGAAGAUGGCCGCCAUCAACCUAAAGAACAUCACGCUCGAGACUGGCGGCAAGUCACCACUUCUGAUCUUCGACGACUGUGAUUUGGACCAGGCGGUCAAGUGGGCGCACAUAGGUAUCAUGUACAACCAAGGCCAAGUCUGCUCAGCUACGUCCCGUAUUCUGGUCCAAGAAGGGGUUUACGAAAAGUUCGUCUCCGCUUUCAAGGAAUACGUAUCUACCACCAGCAAAGUCGGCGACCCCUUCGCUGAUGACACCUUCCAAGGCCCUCAGGUCACAAAAGCGCAGUAUGAGCGCGUGCUGUCUUACAUCGAGUCAGGAAAGCAUGAGGGCGCUACUCUAGUCUCAGGGGGAGAAGCGCACAAGGACGUAGGCGGCAAAGGCUUCUUCAUCGCCCCAACUAUCUUCAGCGACGUCAAAGAUACCAUGAAGAUCUUCCGCGAGGAGGUAUUCGGGCCAUUCGUUGUCGUCAGUUCGUUCAAGACGGAGGAAGAGGCUAUCAGCCGUGCCAACGACACUACCUAUGGUCUUGGAAGCGCUGUUUUCACGCAGAACAUCACCAAGGCGCAUCGGGUGGCCCGGAACAUCGAGGCCGGAAUGGUCUGGAUCAACUCGAGCAACGACUCGGAUAUGCGAAUUCCCUUCGGAGGUGUGAAGAUGAGCGGUAUCGGCAGGGAGCUCGGCGAGGCUGGGUUGGAGGCAUACACCAACAAAAAAGCGGUACACGUCAACCUGGGCACGGUGCUAUAAGGAGGGGUUCCAUGGAGAGAGAGGGGGCUGGACGGCAAUGGAAGAAGAGCGGAACAAAUCAGAUAUGGCUAUACCAGUUCCCGCCAAUC
Mytilinidion resinicola is the source of this 1731-nucleotide messenger RNA. RefSeq names its product aldehyde dehydrogenase-like protein. The record is from RefSeq and is a predicted model, not a curated record. NCBI's taxonomy places the organism in Eukaryota, Fungi, Ascomycota, Dothideomycetes, Mytilinidiales, Mytilinidiaceae. The transcript is spliced from 5 exons. Gene Ontology annotation, molecular function: oxidoreductase activity, acting on the aldehyde or oxo group of donors, NAD or NADP as acceptor. The coding region runs from base 137 to 1642 and encodes 501 amino acids.